CAAAGCAGUUUGGGCUGAUGCCUCGGUAGAAGCCUACGAGGCCCUCUUCUUUGAAGAUUGUCCUCACGGCGUGUAGAAAACCACGGUAUUGUGGGCGACUAGAAAGCACACCGUCGUUCACGGCAAGGCGGAUUUUGAGCAGAUCAAACGGAUGCACUGCAAGUGUUGAGGCUACUCCACCUGACACACCGGCGACCAAAUACUCGUAUUUCACGUGUUUGAAGAAGGAUAAGAAGUUCGAGGACGAGUCUCCAUUAUCCGACAUACCGGGGAUGGUCGUCAUGAGUGCGUCGUUGGAGCAUCAACCGCUAGACCCCGCCGAUCACACCAACUAUAUUGUAACCCAAAUUCAUGCCAAAGAGAAACCGUGCCAUCAUCACGCAACCCGGUGCAAGGACUGAUAACUCUCUGAUAACACUGAAUUUCGAGUUUCUACGACAUUUCCGUCUGCACAAACGAAACGACCUUGCAAAUCGCGCAACAGCGUUGCCCGGAUUAGGUAUUGGAUUUGAGCCAUGGAUAGGGGCCAAUAUACGAGCCACGCUUCUCAAUAGCGAUUGGUUGAAGUGGACAAAACCGCGCAACGUAACAAAAGAGGAGGAGGAAUCAAGAAGCCCUCUCACUCCUCACGGGAAUAUGAUCUCAGUUUUUCAGCCAAUCGGCGCCCGCAGACGAUUCCAAGCUCAUGCUUUCUUGGCGAGUUUUGUUUCCUCUUGUGUUUUCUAGCGACCAUUACGUGAUUAUACAUUAUACCAUGCUUUAAUAAUGAACAACGUUAAGUUGCUGCACCUUGCACAGAGAGACGACGUCGAUGGACUGAAGGCAGUUGAAACAGAGCUGUCCACCGAAGCUAGUGGACGCGGCUUAUACGAAGUAUGCUACGAGAAGUCGGGGGAUACUCUUGCUCACGUUGCAGCACGGAGCGGCUCGGUGCGUGUUUUAAGGUAUCUUUUAGAAGAUCUGAAAUCAAUACAGCUGUUGGAAUGUGCAAACCUGGAUGGGAAGAGACCCCUUCAUGAAGCAGCGCAGGCAUCGCAGCCAGAAGCAUUGAAGCUUCUGCUUCAUCUUGGAGCACAAGUGGAUAGCCUGAAGCGAGCAGACUGGACUCCCCUGAUGCUUGCUUGCACGAAAUCUGACCUGGUUACGAUACAGCUACUCAUCAGAGCCGGUGCGAGUGUGGCUUUGAAAAACAAGGAUGGCUGGACCCCAUUUCACAUUGCUUGCAGGGAGGGUCACUACGACAUCAUUCUCUACCUGUUAAACACAUUCCCGGACGCCUGGAAAAAUUGCAGCACCAAUGGGAGGACACCUCUACACACUGCAGCAUUGCACAGACAUCUCAACUGUGUGGAGCUGCUGUGCACGAACUGUGGUUAUGAGCCUGAUGAGGUGGACUCUUGUGGGACAACGCCGUUCAUGGAUGCAGCCAGAGUCGAUGACAUUCAAGUCAUGGACUGCAUCAGCAAUCACCACGAUAUUGACAUUUUGAAGGCUGACAUUGUAGGACGUAACAGCCUGCAUCUAGCCGCACAAGCAGGUGCUCUCUCUGCCAUUGACCACCUGAUCACUCGCUACAGGCUUGAUGUUAACACUCUUACAACAACAAAGCAGAAUGCAUUACACUUAGCGGCUAAGGAAGGCCAAGAAGCUGCCAUCAGUCUCUUACUACAACUUGGAUGCAAUGCCAGACAAAUGGAUCACAAAGGUAGAAAAGCUGCUGAUGUUGCGAGGGCAGUCAACCAUAAUUCUUGUGCUGACAUUUUGUCUAAAGCUGAGAUGGACAAUGCAUUUGUAAAAUAAAAAGUGCUAACACUGU
Molecule: messenger RNA, 1816 nt
Organism: Ornithodoros turicata
Lineage: Eukaryota; Metazoa; Arthropoda; Arachnida; Ixodida; Argasidae
Product: ankyrin repeat domain-containing protein 16-like
Exons: 8
Coding region: 766-1800 (344 amino acids)
Biological process (GO): cellular response to tumor necrosis factor
Cellular component (GO): cytosol
Molecular function (GO): NF-kappaB binding
Source: RefSeq, a predicted model, not a curated record